AUGUUUACAGAACAAGACAUGCUCGAUUAUCAAACCCUUACAUAUCUGUCUUCUGAGCAGAUACUGACUGUGCACAAGAAAUUCCAAUCGCUGGACCCGAGGUCGACUGAAGGUGAGAAAAAUCCAAUUUUACCAAUUGAGACUGUACUGCAGUGUCCUGAACUUCGAGUCAACCCGUUUAAGGAUCGCAUAGUGAAAGUGUUUUGCUCCAACCCCUCUUACAUGUCCUUCGAAGAGUUUCUGGACAUGAUGUCUGUAUUCAGUGAUAAAACGCCAAUGAACGUGAAAGCGCAGUUCGCUUUCAAAAUUUACGAUUUCGAUGACGACGAUAUGAUAUCCAGAGAGGAUGUCGCCGAGUUGAUUAAUCGAUUGAAGGGGGAUAACGAAAUGAAUGACGAAGAUAUGGAACAGAUAUUGGAGAACGUAAUGUCAGAAGCAGACAUUGAUGCAGAUGGUUUCGUUACGUAUCCGGAGUUCGAGCAUAUGAUUGCCAAAUGUCCUGAAUUUAUGCAUUCAUUUAGGAUUCGUAUGUAG
This is a messenger RNA of Uloborus diversus, 534 nucleotides long. Its product is annotated as calcium and integrin-binding protein 1-like. NCBI's taxonomy places the organism in Eukaryota, Metazoa, Arthropoda, Arachnida, Araneae, Uloboridae. The transcript has a single exon. Bases 1 to 534 code for a protein of 177 amino acids. Gene Ontology annotation, molecular function: calcium ion binding. The record is from RefSeq and is a predicted model, not a curated record.